AAGAGGACGGACGCCCUUCAGCAGCUGCAUCCGCGGACGUGAGCGCACCGCUGGAGGCAGUCGAGCUGCAGCACCCGGGUCCUGUUUGGAGGAACUCUGGCUGAUGUUAGCGGCGGAGAGGAGGAGGAGGAGGAGGAGGAGGAGAGAGGUGGAGAGAGGGUUGCUGCUGCUGCUGCUUCGCUGCUGGGUGGGCAUCAUGACAUGUGAGCGAAGUCUGCACAGAUACAACAAAUACCCAAAGUAUGUCUGCGGCAUCAUGGGCGGGCCGCUGCUCUGAGGGACUUCACUCAGGUGAAUGAGAGCAGCUGCACAUUUCGUAGAUUGUCUUCUCCACAGUGAGAGUGAGACCGACACGGCAGCUGUGCCUGGCUGCUUCAGUCUGGCUGGCAGGCGUCAAGGUGCAGCAGCAGCAGCAGAGGGAGAGGGAGAGGGAGAGGACAGGAGGAAGAGCCGCUGCUUUUUAAUUAACUAUCCGACACGAGACGCUGGCUGCCGCGCACAAUAACGUGACGGCUUUUUACUGAGUGACCGCAGACGGGAGACACGCGGGAGAGGACACUAUGUCGAGAGGAAAAGGAUCAUCACGAAAGCACAGCGCCUCUCAUUGGUGUCUGCAGAAUAUUGCACAAGAAUCAGUUGAAAGCUCCGAUGAGGAGUUCUUUGAUGCCAGAGCAGAUGUUAUGGAGGGGAAGAGCGCCAUUCUGCUCGGCAUGAGUCAGUGGAACUCAAAUGACCUGGUGGAGCAGAUUGAGACUAUGGGACACAUGGAGGACCAGUCGCACGAGGGUCUCUACCAGCUGGGUGGUCCACGCUGUGCCCCUCAAAGCAGCCUCGAAGGACUGGAGGACAUAGAGAUGAAGUGUAAGACGCAUGUGCUGCUGCUGGUGGUGCACGGGGGAAACAUCUUGGACACAGCGGGCGGAGAUCCAAGCGCGAAGGCUGGCGACGUGGCCACCCUGGCCUCGGUGCUGGAGAAGGUGACGCGGGCGCAUUUCCAAGCCGUCGCCGAACACGUGAAGAUCAAGCUGGUGCCGUGUCCAGCUGUGUGCGCCGAGGCCUUCUCUCUGGUGUCCAAUCUGAACCCGUAUAGCUAUGACGAGAGCUGCGUGUCCAGCAGCGUGGACCACCUACCCCUGGCCGCUCUCCCCCUCCUCGCUAUCGUCUCGCCUCGCUACCAGGACGCCGUGGCCACCGUGAUCGCCCGAGCCAACCUGGUCUACCGCAGCUUCCUGCAGUCAGAGGACGGCCAGGGAUUCACCGGUCAGGUAUGUCUGAUGGGCGACUGCGUGGGAGGUGUGCUGUGCUUCGACGCUUUGUGCUUUAGCAACCACCAGAGGCCUGGCAGCCCCAACGACAGCAGCAGGAACAACAGCACUGAGAGCCUGAAGGAUAACUCGGGCCUACUCGGGGAGUCCAGUCCGGAUCUGAGUUCCAGCAAGAGGCUCAGUAAGAGUAACAUCGACAUAUCCGCCCCCAACGAAGGGCACGGCCAGAGCGGGCCGCCGCUCAGCCGUAAGCAGAGCGACUCGUACGAUGGAGACACGUCCACGAGCCAGCACAGCUUUUUUUCCAGUUUGAUGAAGGAGAGUGUGGAGGUGCGCGGCGGCAGCAGCACCAGUCUGGUGUUGAAUCCCGGUCGAUUCGACUUUGAGGUGUCAGACUGCUUCCUGCUGGGCUGCCCUUUGGGCCUUGUGCUGGCCAUGAGACGCACUGUGCUGCCUGCCGUCCAGGUGAGCCAGCUGCAUCCAGCCUGCACUCAGAUUUUCAACCUGUUCUACCCUUCGGACCCUUCAGCCUCCAGACUGGAGCCGCUGCUGCAGCCUCUCUUCCACAAGUUGCCACCGUAUGCUGUGCCGCGCUACCAGCGCUACCCUCUGGGAGACGGACGCUCCAUGCUCAUAGCGGAGAGUAUCCAAGGUCACUCAAAUGUGUUUUUGGAAGGAGAGCAAACCCCUCUAGGUUCAGCUUCGCAGACGUCCUCUGAGACAAAGACUGAAGGAGGAGGAGGAGGAGGAGGAGGAGGAGGAGAAGAGGGAGGUCGUAGAGCCAGCGUGACCAGUGUGGAAAGUGAAAUGUCGAUUUGCUCCAUGGGCCAGCUGGGAAACACUAUCGCUAACAUUUCCAGUAGCUGGUGGGGCUCAAAGAGGCUGGAUUAUGCUUUGUACUGCCCUGAUGUGCUGACCGCCUUCCCAACAGUGGCUCUGCCUCACCUUUUCCACGCCUCCUACUGGGAGUCCACUGACGUAGCAGCCUUUGUUCUCCGGCAGCUCAUGAGAUGUGACUGUGUGAAGACCCAGGAAACGGACAAUCUGGGCUCUGCUGCGUUCUCUCCCUCCAGCCCGCGGGAAAAAUGGCUCAGAAGGAGGACACACGUCAAACUAAGGAACGUCACUGCCAACCACAGGGUGAAUGAUGUCAUUGCCACCGAGGACGGGCCUCAGACUCUGGUCGGUCGCUUCAUGUACGGCCCCUUGGACAUGGUCACUCUGACUGGAGAAAAGGUGGACGUCCUGCUGAUGACGCAACCUCAGUCCGGCCGCUGGGUGAACUUUGACACGGAGGUGGCCAACAGCAGCGGCAGAGUCAUAUAUACCAUACCCAAGAGCAAGAAGCUCGGCCAGGGAGUCUAUCCAAUUAAAAUGGUGGUCAAGGGCGAUCAGACCAGUGCAGAGGGCUACCUGACUGUGUUGCCACGGGGCAUGGAGUGUGUGGUCUUCAGCAUCGAUGGCUCUUUUGCUGCCAGCGUGUCAAUCAUGGGCAGUGACCCCAAGGUCCGCCCCGGAGCUGUCGAUGUCGUCAGGCAUUGGCAGGACCUGGGAUACCUCAUCAUUUACAUCACAGGCCGCCCUGAUAUGCAGAAGCAGCGCGUGGUGUCCUGGCUCUCGCAGCACAAUUUCCCCCACGGGAUGAUCUUCUUUUCUGAAGGCCUGGUUCACGAUCCCCUGCGACAAAAGACCAUCUUCCUCAGGAACCUCAUACAGGAGUGUCACAUUAAGAUCAACUCUGCUUAUGGCUCCAUGAAGGACAUCUCUGUUUACAACAUGCUCGGCCUCUGCCCCUCGCAGAUUUACAUCGUUGGCAGGCCUUCGAAGAAGUACCAAAAUCAGUGCCAGUUCCUGAGCGAGGGCUACGCAGCUCACCUCUCCACCCUUCAGUUUGGCCACAGAGCGAGACCCAAGAAAUCCUCUUCAGUUCGUAUGGUACUGAGGAAGGGCUCAUUUGGUCUCUCAGCCAAGCCUGACUUCCUGUGUAAGCGCACCCACCUGCGCAGGACCAUGUCGGUGCAACAGCCCGACCCGCCCUGCACGCCCAACCCCAAGCCUGAGCGAGCCCAGAGCCAGCCGGAGUCAGAUAAGGACCACGGGGGAGGAGGGGGAGGAGGUGGAGGAGGCGGAGGCGGACAAGGCGCAUGGGGAAGGCCCUCCAUACUCCGUGGAGACACCACUCCCUGACGUCAAAAAAAAGAUGGAAGGAUUGCAGGAGGACAGAAGAGGAGAACAAAGGGGUCUUAGUGUCCAGGGCCAAGUGUCACCUCUACCAACUGUACAUGCACAUUGGAUCCUCCGCCGGUAUCCCUCGCAGCUCAGCUUUACCUCCUGCUUGGCCCUCUACACUUUGCCACCUUUUUUUCGUGACCUGCUCGGUGGAUUACGUCACUUAGUCUCUGUGCCUGGGAUUUUAAGCGGUUGCUUAAAAAAACGGGGGAUGGCAAUGAUUUUUGGCGAAUGUUUGUGUCCAUCUAAAAUUGUGUCUAAUUGUAAAAUCAAAAAGAAUGUACUUUCAGAUAGUAGAUAUAUACGCAUAUUCAUGCACACACACACGCUUCAGAGGAUGACAAAUGUGACGGCGGCGGUGACUUUGAACCUGUCGAGACCUUGCGACAGAUUACCAGAUGCAAUCAGACUGCUGUGCUGACAGGCGGUCAUGUCCACUGACUCCUGCGCUGAUGUAAAUACUCAACACACGUCGUCCCCCGUGUGGGCCCUCUGGACACAGAAGCACUGUGACAUUUAAGUUCCAGCCGAACGCCGGCCUCUGCUUCCAUUUCACUCCCACUGUUAGAUGUCUCCCUUUGCGUCGUGGCUGGCUUAUUACUACACCCCCUCCUCCCGCCCCCUCAACCAGUCUGGCAGAACAGGCCUCUGGACAGACCGGCUCCACAGCCGCCGAAGCACGGCUCGGCCCCCGAGGUCGCACUUGCACUAUCGAAGUACGCCGCACUGGUUCAGCUGCGGUACUCGCUUCAGAAACAAAGAGUUGUAUUUUAUUGUAUUUGUAGUUUUUCUUUUUUUUUUUCCUGCAGAUUGUGCCCUGUCGCUGCCUGUUGACUCCUGGAAGAUUAAACACAAACAGCUUGUAGGAAAGUGUUGGUUUGACCAAAAAAAAUGUUUACAGAUUGAUAGACACAGAUGUAAAAAGUGAUCCGAGCCUGUUUAUCUACGUAAUUAAAAUGUAAUUAUCAUCAUUGGCAACAUUAGUGUAGUUGCAGUAGCUUGCAGGAUAUUGUACAAUACGCCCCCAUGGCAGUUGAAAUCCCACCAGGAUGCCCUUGCGUCCACAGCUGAUAGAUUUGAAAUCUGAUGCUAUCCUGUGCACUCGGGGUUAGAAUUUGAGUCUUAUUGUGUCCAUGUUUAAAACUCUGUGCAAGUCAGACAUAUUUUUCUAUGAGGAAAUAUUGUAAAUAGAAAUAUUUUCAAUGUAUGUUUUUGAACCUUUUUGUUGGUUUGACUCGUCGAAUGGUUGAUUUUUUUUGCCUUAAAUUGUAUUUGAUGUUGUGUAGAGAUACAAAUUGAUUUGUUCGACCAAAAUAUUGAGUUUUACUGUCAUGACAAAGUGUAUUUUAACUAGUUGAUAUUUUUGCUUUGACAUGUUUUAGAUACUGUAUAUAUUUGUGUGCGUGUGUGAGUGAGUGUCUAGGUAUAUUUGUUGUAGAGUUGUAUUUACUGUGAACACGAAGACAGCUGCCUCUGACAAGUACAGAGGCAGAUGGAGCCCAGUGUUAACAUACCUGCAUGUUCUCACUACGGACGGCUUUCCGUGUGUAUCUUAUAGGUUUGGAUUGAAGCGGUGUGUCAGAGGAUUACUUAGCCGCUUGCUAUGAAUGAAGAAAGGCUUACUGAGUUCUUCUAGUGUCUUGGUUCAACUGAAAACCUGCAUAGCAGAGUGGAACGUGUCAGCCGGGAGGGUGCUGUCUUGUCUUUUUCUUUCGCCGCCUGUACACCAUAGGUGGUCCAGUAAUUAGCUAUUUGAUUACUUCUAAGUAUGUAUGACUCCCUGUAGUGCCGCCCCUGUAAUUGCAGUGCACCGAUUAGCAUUACUUGGUAAUUGUAUGAUAUUGUAGAAACAAUACUGAAAUGCUUAACUCCCAUUUCGUUUUGCAUUAAGAUAUAAUACAACGAAAUGAUCAUUCCCAUCAAUGUAUACAAAAUAAUCAAGUCUGUAUAACACAUAGUGAUAUUUUUUUUUGCCAUGAGGAGUGGAAUACUCAAAUGCUGGGCAGCAUUUUAGUACAACAAUGUUAGUAAAUGGCAAAUAAUGAUCUAAUGGUUAAAUGGUGAUUGUUCUGUGCAUGUUAAUUAUUUGAUAUUGUUAAGUAAUAGUCAUGUUUGUAGUGCUCUUAACUAAUAAUAGAGUAGUCAUUUGUAAAUAAGGGGUGAGUAAUAAUUCAUGGAUAUUAAUACAACUGCCACAUGUUGAGUAAAAUGCAAUUCAGUACUUGAAGUUGUGAUAAAUAAUUGAGUUUUUAAUGGUAAAAUAAUGUAAAUUAGGCAGGGCAUUGUUAUUAAUGUGUUACUUUUACCUAAGACGUUCACACGUUUAAUGGAAACUGACAAAUCAUAUAAAUUCCAGUUUCAUCUUAUUCUCAUUCGUACAUACUGAAGGCAAAGAAAAAGAAAAGAACAAUAUUAUACAAUAUAAAAUUAUUGUAUUUAUUGAGAGAUUUAAGUGUUGCACAAUUAUUGUCUUCAAAUUAAUAUAAUUAACCACUAAGUACUAAUUAAUGUUGUCAAAUGAUUAGUAUUCACCAAAUCAUGACUUAACUAUUGGGUAUUGAUCUAAUUUGCCAUUUAUUAACAAUUCGUAUGACUUUAUAAAGUAAGCUUUAUUAAGUUAACUAACAUGGUGUGACAGCCUCUUUUGAACAAAAGAAAAUAUAUAGUUUUUAUUUAUUUUUGUGGUCUUAUUUUUGGUCUUAUGCGUAUGUGAUGGCCUUUUGACCAAUGAGGACAAAACACCUGGUUUCACUGCUGCAACGUUUAUUGUUUUGUACAGAUCUCCUGUGAUGAUGAACAUGUUAUUGUGUUUAUUGGACUCUUUCAUUAUUGCAUAAAUAAAGAUAUUUCACAGUUGAAUGAUUUA
Sebastes umbrosus (honeycomb rockfish) is the source of this 6360-nucleotide messenger RNA. RefSeq names its product PITPNM family member 3 (gene pitpnm3). The transcript is spliced from 20 exons. Lineage: Eukaryota; Metazoa; Chordata; Actinopteri; Perciformes; Sebastidae. The record is from RefSeq and is a predicted model, not a curated record. Gene Ontology annotation, molecular function: phosphatidylinositol binding; phosphatidylcholine binding; metal ion binding. The coding region runs from base 561 to 3452 and encodes 963 amino acids. Gene Ontology annotation, cellular component: cytoplasm. Gene Ontology annotation, biological process: phospholipid transport.